This is a messenger RNA of Contarinia nasturtii (swede midge), 6607 nucleotides long. RefSeq lists its product as uncharacterized. The coding region runs from base 1816 to 5928 and encodes 1370 amino acids. The record is from RefSeq and is a predicted model, not a curated record. Gene Ontology annotation, biological process: chemotaxis; neuronal signal transduction. Gene Ontology annotation, cellular component: nuclear membrane; rough endoplasmic reticulum membrane. The transcript has 9 exons. Lineage: Eukaryota; Metazoa; Arthropoda; Insecta; Diptera; Cecidomyiidae. Gene Ontology annotation, molecular function: microtubule binding.
ACACUCGUCGACUUUGUUGGAUGCGCAUCGUAAAACGUACCGUGUCAAUCAAAGAGAGUAAGAGACCAAAUGAGAUUUUGUUUUGUUUUUCGAUUUGGUGAAUUGUUUGGUGUUGCUUUGCGAAGAAAGGUACCAUUUUUUUUGUUGUUUGAAGAGUAUUUUUGUGAUUUUGGUCAGAUUUAGAAUAAAAUAUCGGGAUUUAUCGGGAUAUAAAAUCAUUUGGAAUGUGAAGUGCAUCAAAAAUCGAUUCAAUUUAAGGUAUUUUCAAUAGGAAUUGUGUUUUUUUACCAAGAAAAAAAGCGAAAUCAGCAAAAAAGCAGUUUUUAAUGGGAACAUUGCAUUGAAUUGAAUUGAAAUAGUAAAAAAGGUUCGAAUUUCAAGUGGAAAUCGAAAAAAAAAUCUCUGAACCAAGUUUGUGCUCGGUAAACGAAAAAAAGUGCCUCAAGCAGAAAAUAGCAAGCUUCAAGCAAUUGGUGCUGCCAACCAAAAAAAUCCAGUGGAAAAGUCUUAUUUGUUUCAUAAUUGACGCCAAAAAAGUAGCUAUUAACUCAUGUGGAUCAUCCAGAGGCGGUAUUAAGUGAUUAGUUGUUCACAUUCAGUAGCUUUUUGUUUGACGUAUGCGAUUGUUUCUAUUGUUCUCUGCCAGCGUUAGCAUAAAAUCAUCAUCGUUUGUCACACCAUAAAUCGAUCCAUCCGGUGGAAAAGUCCACUCGGUCAAUUCCUCUCACUUCAUACAGUUAUAUUACAUAAAAAAAAAACAAACUCGUGAUUCAUUCUAAGACAACAAAAGUCACAGUGAGUCGAAGCCAAUCGGUAUAAAGCAACAAUCGAUAAAUUGGCAAUUUGACUGGUCUUAUCGCAAUUGACUUUUGAUUAGACACACUAAACACCGAAACGAUAAAUUGUAUUUGUGUUUUAUUAUCAAAUUGACGUCGUUAUCACCACGAUUCAUCGCCGUUUUUUUGUUAGUUGGCGUUAAACAGUCGAUUGAUCGUGAAAAAGUUGCUCUAAAGUAGGAGAAAAAAAAUUGUUUUUCCAAAGAAUUUCACAACAGGCCAAUCUUAGGCACACGCGACUUAGAACAAGAAGAAAACUGAAUCUUCCGCGAACGACAAAAAAAAACAACAAGUUAAUAGCAGAUCCAUUGCGUGCUCUUCUUAUGAAAUGAACUAGAACUGCAUCUUGCCAGAAGAAAAGAAAAAAGAACUUGAUACAGUAAGAUCGUUUUUUUUUCUUGUUUUGAUUACCAUUCCCGAUUGGCUGCUGUUGCCGUUGCUUUCCAGAAUAAGAAUAACUUAACCACCCAAAACCAAGAGCGAAAGAGACGGAAGAAACCGUAAAUUAUACACUCAACAAUCAUCGCAUCAUCUUUUCAUUCGAUUUGAAGUGCAACAAAUCCAUUUAUUAGCUAAGUGGUAUAGCGCGAGAAACGGGAUUUUUUCAUCUUUUAUAUUCCAUAACUCGGUAAUAUUAUUACCGAUCGAACGAAUGAACGAAUAUAGUGAGUGUUUUGUUCUUGAAUCGAUCGCAUCGCAAUAUCGUCGACCCAAACCGAUAAAUACGAAAUUAAUCCGCGGUUCAAGAAUAUUUCGCGCGGCAUGAACCACAUUUUUUUUUUUGAUAACGAAAAUUAAUGAAAAAUUGUUUUGAAACAGACCGACCAUAAACAAAGAUAACAAAAGUGCAAUUUUGUUUCGAUAAAUAUUUCCGAAUAUAUAAAAGUGAUAUUAUCUAGAAAGACACACCGCAAGAAUAGAUGUAAACAACGUUGGUUGUUAUUAAAAUUUGGUGAGAAUUAAAUUUUGGGCGUGAGGAAUGGCGUCAACUUCGACAACGAGCACGGGUGCCGCCGCUGUUGCCGUUACGGCCAGUAAUGGUAGUCACAGCGAGAUUCCACCAUGGAAAAUUGAGUUGAUUCAACGCAAGAAGAAACUUAGUGCACUGAGUCCAACGCAAAGAGCUAUUAUGCAAUAUGACAUAAACAACGAUGCAAAUUCCGAUAAAACCCAUUGCGAUACCAAUGGUUUAGUAGCGGCAAAAGUGUACGAUUAUUCUCUGUAUUCAACGAGUCUGUUAAAAACGUCAGUCCAACAACAACAACAGCAGCAGCAGCAGACCCUGCAUCAAGUGAAACAACAAUCAUCAUCGAUCAGCGUAAUUCAGCAAAUAAGUUCUUCCAACGGCCAACGACAAAUGGAUGGAAUCGCUGAAAAUGGUAAUUCUGUGGCAGGUCAUUCACAUUUCCAGCCAAUAGCGACAGCGACACCAACAGCUGCUGCUGCCGAAACGGCGUUGAUCAUGAACGGCGAUGAUGGUAGCAUUCCAUCAACGGUGCUUCCAGUCUCACCGCAAUUUAACAGUGUAUCGCCGGAUGCGAUGACGCAACGGUUGGACGUGGUUGAAGUGGGAUCGACGCAACCAUCACCGCAACCGAUGACGCGAAAAUCGUUGGAAAUGAAAGACAAAUUCAUGUUGCACACAACGAAUCAGUUUCAUUCCAGGCAUGACAGCGAACAGAUCAGUAGCAGCAGCAGCAUUGAAAAUAUCAAUAACGUUCAAAGUGGUACGUCGUUCAGUUUAGUGAGUGAUCGAAAACAGCAAUUAGAACAAAUUGGAAAAUGUGCUAAAUUGAAUCAAAGUUUUGAUUCAGUCACCACAAAACAACUGCAACCGCCACAACAAAGUCCUGUGCUACAGAAAUUUUUGAAAACAAGUGAAAAACGUAGUAGUGUACCGAAUUGGUUUCCAUCGAAGCGAAACAGUUUAGCUUUAUUGGCCGAUCAACAAUUGGAGAGUGCAGCGAAUAAACGUAACGGUGGUAAAAUGGUUGCGAUGCAAGAGCUGGCCACGGCCACCAAUAACAGUACACCAACAUUCGAUGAUAAUUCAGAAGAAUUACAGUAUGGUCCGGGCAUUGUGUCGAAAUUACGAUGUCGAUAUUUGAGUUUGGCACUACGGCAAACGGUUAAACAACGACCAACUUUGGAUAAUUUACGGCGUGCCAAUUCGAUGAGCAAUUUACUCGAAGAGGAAAAUGUUGACAUUGAUGAAGUUGAUGAUCGAAAUGGUGACGCACACAAUAACAGCACCGAUAAUCCAAACAAUUCAUACAUUCAUCAUUACAAUGAUAACAACAAAAUUAAUUCAAAUGGCAUGCACUCGGCUACGGCUGCGAUUGUUGUUAGUACGGUUAAAUCACAAAUGGAUUAUGACACAAGCUAUACAAAUGGUAAAUGUGAACAAGAGCCAAAAAUCGAUAUUUCACGUCGUCAAAUUCAACGUGGCAAUGAUUCAUUGAAACGGGCCCGUUCGGUUGAGGCACUCAUGCGUUACGAUACAUUGGCAUGGCGUCGUGAUGUUCUCGAAGAUUCUGAAGAUUAUCCAAGCAGCAAUCCAAUCAUAUUGGAUGAAAUUAUUGUGAGCGAUUAUCAAUCGACGGUGAUCAAAGCAAAAACUGCCGAUUCAAUAACAAUUGAAGAUAAAAUUCAACAGGCUCGUGAUCGUAUGAUGGAUCCCAAGCCACCGAAACGUUUGACCUCAUUUAUGAGUGAAACCGAACGACCACCGCCCGAUUUGGUCAAACAAACCCUAUUGAAAUUUGAAGCAUCGGCCAAUAAACGAACACGCACCAUUCAACGGUAUGGUAACGGUGAUGUGGCUGCAAAAGUUGCGACCUAUAAAUCAAAACUGUCGCAGGAUAAAUCACCACCAACGGUGGCUGCUGUGUCGGUAUCACCGCCAAUCGUAAAAUUGCCACCGUCCGGUUUUGGGAUGAAAAAACCAUUGAUUAAACCACGUACAACUAGUCCAAAGCCGGCAUUUUUAAAUGGCAUCAAAGACAAUCCAUUGUCAAAGAAACCAAUUUAUACCAAAUCGAUUGAACUGGACACAACCAUUGAACAUGCACAAAAUUUCAAUGGAAAUGGUUUAAAAUCAACCAACGAUCCGAUCGUUGAACGUAUGAAUCAAAAAAAUAUUCCACAAAUUCGCAUCGAUCCAACCGCAUAUCGUAGUAAAUAUGAAAUGUCAUCGCCCGAUUCAUCGCCAAAUGAAGAUAAUAGCCCAUUGCCAAGUUAUGUAUUUGAUAUGGUUCGACGACGUGAAGCGAAUCAUACAAUUUCGCCAUUAGUUUCACAAUUGGCCGGACAAACGGAAAAUUUAGUAUUGUCCACACCAAAAUUACGAAAAUCGGAAAUUGCAUUCAACACCACCGACGAUUCGAGCCGUCAAAAUUCAUCGGACAAUGAUGAAUUGGAUGAUGUAACCAGCAACAGCAGCGAAACAGGAUGGAGUGAAAGUUAUGAUGUGAAUAUUAGUGAUAAUAAUGAUGAUAGUGAUGUGGAUGAGAAUUUUUUAUCGUCGAAAAAACCACCGCCAAUACCGAAACAUGGCCCAAAAUUAAAUGGUAGCACAGUGAUUAGUGUGCAGCCAACACUGAAUGGCAAUAAAUCGUUGGAUUUACAUCAACCAGAACCAAGUGUACGACAAAUUGGUAUUAUUCGACCAUUGAAUCAUGAUGCAGCCGUUACGGCAGCCGCUUUAAAACCACCAAUUCCAAUUGCACGAAAACUUCCAUCGCCAUCAACACCAACGUCACCGAAAAAAGACGCAAACGAUGCAAUUAAGGUGUCAGUUGCAGCCGCUCCAAUUGUGGUUAGCACACAACACAGUGUUGUGUUGCCGUCGAGCACAUCGUCGGUGGUGGUGACAAAUUCGGUGAGUGUUGCCACAACAAAUGAUGUUCAAGGCGAUGUUGUGGUCAUUGAAUGCACCGGCGAUUCGAAUAUCGAUGGAAAAUCAACGGCAUCGACGAUGUCACCAUUGACAACACCAACCACCACCACAACCAAUAAUCGUACCAAAUUGAUUAACACCAAUAAUGAACCGAACACAAUUAGCAUCGAUACACGAAGCAUUGUACAUCAGAAGAAUUUAUUGAAUAAAGAAAAAAGUGAAGAGCUAUUGAAUGGCAACAGUCCACAAACAACUGUUAUUCAAUCACCGAUUAAAUGGAAUAUCAAAAAAUCGACCGUUGUUUCAUCAUCGCCAAUGAGUCCGGCCGUUAAUCAAUCGCCAUCACCACAAUUGAAUCAAUCGACCAAACAACGACCAAGUGAUAUUCAAACCACAAACACAAUGGUCUUCAAUUUUAGCAAUCGCAAAGAUGUGCCCGAUUAUAUUGAAAAUGAUGGACUGGUUAUUCGCAGAAAACGUGAACUACCUAAGCCGGGCGAAUCUGGUUUUGUGGUACUUGGUGAUCUAACGGUUGAAACAUCUACCGAUCCAGAACCAGACGAUUCAUGGAUAUGUGACCCACCAUCACCGUGUGAUGUUCAAUUCAAAAACGCUAAUGUUGUCAUCAACGGCAAAUCCAGCUUGCGAGAUAAAACGAAAACGGAUCCAAAGAGCAUUCGAUUCAAUGAGAAGUUGACGUCAACAUUUGAAUAUCCAUCGGAGAGUUCAUUGUGCGAUGAUAUUGGACUGAAUGGCGAUAAUUUCGAUGAUGAUGACACCGAUUUACUCUACAGCAAUGGCCAUUUCCUCGGUAGUUCACCAAUUGCAUCGGUGCCGUUGGGCAACUAUCAACCCAUCAAAAUAUUCAAUACGAAUUUUGAAUUAGGCGUUACACGUACACACAAUUCAUCACCAAAUCAGAAUACAUCACACAAAUAUCAAGCACCACCGCCACCACCACCACGCACACACAGUAAAGUACCAAAAUCAGUGUCAUCGCCAACGGCAAUCAGUUCUCCGGAUCGUCAGUCGUCACCGCAAUCACCGCAACAUCAGCAAUUAAUUAGUGUUGAUGGUUCGACAUCAGCCACACCAUCGUCAAAUGGUGGCGAACCGGAAAGUUUGCAGUAUUUAAAGCCGGCCAACGAAGAUGCGGUCGCCUGGAGUGAAGGCGCUAGUGAUUUAUUAUUCUAAUUUCCGUGUGUGUUUGGGUGCGUGUGUGUAUAUGUGUUUGUAUGUGUGUAAUUGGUAUGAUUAAAUGAGCUGAGAUAUAUUUAAGAUAAACAAACACAAAAUUGGAGAGAGGGCUUGAUGUUGACGCUCUCUUUCUGUGUGAAUAAAACGAACAAAAACGGAAAUGUUGUCUAUAAAAGUCGAUGAAAUCGAACAAAUUCGGAAUGAAAACAACAACAAUACACACAUUUUUAUACGUACUGUAGAUCAUUAGAUAUGUAAGGAAUAUAUUUUACGCUGUGCGUUCGCAAUAUAAUUAACGAUUCCGGACGGCAGAAAAAAAGUCCGAUGUAAUUUUGAUCGUUCUGCUCAAAAUUGAUAAUUGUUCGAUUAAUAAACACACAGUCGGUUUUUCUUUCGCCAUUCUGGCUUUCAUUCUCUCUAUCGUCGCGGUGAACGUUAUCAGCGUGUUAAUUUAAGAUUUUCUCUGUUUGAAACGUAAUAUUAUUAUUAUUAUUCUCUGCCCGAAAUUCCUGUAAAUAGAAACAUACACAUGGGUAUCAUUACAACUUCGACCCCGAAGAUGAAAAAAACAUUCAUAUAUUGAUACAACUCAACAACAAUUUAUUAUGCAUAUAUUAUUAACAAUUUUCUAAUAUAAUUAUUCGCCGUAGUUAGCAAUUUAAUAUCUUAUAAAAUC